GCUCAGUCGGUGCGGGGGAGCGACGGUCUUCCUACGACGAGGGCGCAGAGUAGGCAGAGUGGGAGGAUGGCCAAACGUGCUCCAUCAUGGGUCGUCGUCGACGUCUUCCAAGGCGAGGGGUUCUUCGACGAAUUCGUAUUCUACGACCUACCAGACCCGACACAUGGACAAGUGAACUACGUGAACAAAACCGCCGCUCUCAGCCGCGGGCUCGUCUAUGUCACUCCGGACAACAAGGCUGUCAUGACGGUUGACAAUCAUACAGACCUCCCGUUGGGUGAGAACAGGGACAGCGUGAGGAUCCAGUCGAUUAAAAGCUAUACGGGUGGUCUGUUCCUCUUAGACGUGGAGCAUGCGCCUUGGGGCUGUGGAGUGUGGCCAGCGUUGUGGACUGUGGGCGCGAAUUGGCCGUUAGGGGGAGAGAUCGAUAUCUACGAAGGAGUGAACCUGGGCACGCAUAACCAAGUCACGUUCCAUACCGAGCCAAACUGCACUUAUACACAAGGCGUCAACCAAACCGGGGCCAUCAUCGGAAGGGACUGCGACGCUUUCGUGAACGACAACUCUGGGUGCGGGAUCACCGACCCCUCGCAGACGUCCUUCGGCGAGCCGCUGAACAACCUCGGCGGCGGUGUGUUCGCCAUGCAGUGGGACGAUAAUGGGAUUUUUGCCUGGUUCUUCCACCGGUCCUCUGUCCCGCCUGAUAUUACGAACGGCGACCCGCAACCGAGCGGCUGGGGCUAUCCGACCGCCCUCCUCUCCCCCGCCGGGUGCAACCCCUGGCUGUACUUCAACUCCCACUCGAUCGUAUUCGACAUCACCCUCUGCGGUGACUGGGCAGGCAGCGCCUACUCCAGCAGCGGCUGCCCUGGCUCGUGCGAGACGCAGGUGAUGAAAGGAGCGAAUUUUGUCAACGCCAGUUGGGUCGUGAAUAGCUUGAUCGUCUUCCGUGAAUCGGACUUUUCUAGUGGGGCAUCGCUACCCGGUGUAUCGAUGUGGACACUGCUGGCGGGUAUGAUGUUCAUAGGCGGUAUCAUAAUGCUACGAUGAUAU
This is a messenger RNA of Dacryopinax primogenitus, 1053 nucleotides long. Its product is annotated as glycoside hydrolase family 16 protein. Lineage: Eukaryota; Fungi; Basidiomycota; Dacrymycetes; Dacrymycetales; Dacrymycetaceae. Bases 67 to 1050 code for a protein of 327 amino acids. The record is from RefSeq and is a predicted model, not a curated record. The transcript has 8 exons. Gene Ontology annotation, biological process: glucan catabolic process. Gene Ontology annotation, molecular function: hydrolase activity, hydrolyzing O-glycosyl compounds.